AUGAUUAGAAGAAUUUUAACAUAUUUAGUUGAACAUCAAAUAGAAUUUCCUUUACGUAUAAUAGGCGCUCUUAUUUUAGCUUAUACUUUAAAGAUACCAAUAGCAGAAAAAACUUUCAUUCUUCAACAUCAAAUUCCAAAGACUUGUUUAUAUGAAAAGGGUAUUGAUGAUAUAUAUUUUGUAGCAUUUUGGGUUUUACUUUUUACAUUAUUAAGGGCUUUAGUAAUGAAAUUUAUACUAAUACCAAUAUCAAUACGAGGCGGAAUCACUAAAAAAAAAAGAAUUAGGUUUGCAGAACAAGGAUGGUCUUUUUUAUAUUAUAUUACAUUUUGGACAUUGGGAAUGUACAUAAUGUAUCAAUCUCCUCAUUGGUUUGAUACAUCGCAUUUUUGGAAAGGUUAUCCACAUGUUAAGAUGUCAUAUAUAUUUAAAUGGUAUUAUUUGGUACAAUUUGCUUUUUGGGUUCAACAAAUAUUUGUUUUAAAUAUCGAAAAAAGAAGAAAAGAUUUUUCAGAAAUGCUUGCACAUCAUAUGAUUACAGUUUCUUUGAUGUUUUCUUCAUAUAUAUUCAAUUUUACAAGAAUUGGAAAUGCUGUAUUAUGUAUUAUGGAUUUUGCUGAUAUUUUAUUACCGCUUGCAAAAAUGUUAAAAUAUUUAAAAUAUAAUAAAAGUUGUGAUACAAUAUUUGGUUUUUUUAUGAUUUCUUGGUUAAUAACUCGUCACUAUUUUUAUGGAUAUGUUAUUUACAGUACAUGGGUUGAAUCUACACAAUAUUUAGAACUUAAAUGGUCACCAGAUGAAGAAUAUUUUUUUAAUAAAAAUACAAAAUCAAUGUUUUUAUUUUUUUUUAUAGCUUUACAAGCAAUAAUUAUAUUUUGGUUUUGUCUAAUUUUCAAUGUUGCACUAAGAGUAAUUUAUGGGAAUAAUGCAGAAGAUGAUAGAAGUGAUUCUGAGAAAAAAAGUUUAAUAAUAAAUCAUAAAUCUUCAAUUUUGGUAGCCAAAAAAAAAGGGGUAAAAAUUGUAGACGAGCUUACUUCUAAUACAACAUCUGCUUACAAUAAAGAUAUCUUUAAUGGAGGUGCUAAUCUUUUAGAUACUGAAAUCAAAAGUGGUCUUCUUAAUAUUGACAUUCAUAGUUCCAGAACAGGUAUGAUUGGACAAAUUCCAAACAUAAUAUCAUUACCUACCUUCAAAAACACGCAAUCAACACCAGCAUUAUCUGUUGCUAGUAGUACGAUGUCAAGUCCACCCUUAAGUCCUUUUUUUUCUCCGCUUUUUUCUCAAACUUCCUCUUCUCAAACUUCUCAAACUUCUUUUCCUCAAGCACUGCUUUCGUCAACGGCUGAAAGAAACAUUAGACGAUCAACCAGAAUUCCAAAACCAAGUAGAAAGUUCAAAGAGCAACAAGAAUUGCAACAAACUCAACAAAGUACACUAGGAAAACGUGAUUCGCCAGGUCCAGAAACAGUUUCAAAAAAAAGACAAAGGGAAGAAGAACCCACAACCAAGCAACAAAUGAAUUUACUAUUAGAAAAAUACAAAGACCGUAUUGCAAUUUUACCAGAAUUGGAGGAACCGAAUGACACAACUAGAAAUACGUCAAUAUCAACCAAAGAAGUAUUUAAGAAAUGGUCUUCAAUUGAAUAUAAAAUAUUUCUAUUACACUAUUUUAAACAUGGAAAAGAUCUUUCGAUAAUAUCAAAAAAAAUGAAAAAGAAAGUUUCUGAAGUAGUAGAAUUUUAUUAUUAUGUCAAAUAUAUGCCACACUUUAGAAAAGUAGUAGAGCUCAGAAAAGAGAUGAAACUGUAUGAAGAAGGUUUGGCAAAAUUGGAAAACGACAUCAAAAAUUUCAAUAAAAAAUGGAAAAUAGUCACGAAGAAAAAUGGUAAAAAAAGAAGAGGUUGUAAAAAAUAA
Molecule: messenger RNA, 1914 nt
Organism: Entrophospora candida
Lineage: Eukaryota; Fungi; Glomeromycota; Glomeromycetes; Entrophosporales; Entrophosporaceae
Source: the annotation of a GenBank genome assembly